Messenger RNA from Paraphaeosphaeria sporulosa, 3577 nucleotides. RefSeq names its product bifunctional P-450:NADPH-P450 reductase. The transcript has 7 exons. Gene Ontology annotation, molecular function: iron ion binding; heme binding; FMN binding. Gene Ontology annotation, cellular component: cytosol. The record is from RefSeq and is a predicted model, not a curated record. Lineage: Eukaryota; Fungi; Ascomycota; Dothideomycetes; Pleosporales; Didymosphaeriaceae. The coding region runs from base 146 to 3391 and encodes 1081 amino acids.
CUUUGCGUCAACCGAAUCUUGAUAAAGUAUAUCUAGCAUACGCAGGUGAAUAUACUCUCUGGUUGAAUUAACUACUUUUCGUAUCUUCUUAUUCAAUCUCGUAUCUAUCAACCUUUCCACGUUUUUAUCAUUGAGCAUCCCCACAAUGACCACUCCUAUUCCAAGCCCACCAGCGCUGCCGCUUGUCGGCAAUCUUCUCAACGUGACCGGUGCACAACCUGGAGAAAGUGCACUGAAACCAUUUGAGCGACUUGCAGACGAAUACGGUCCGAUCUACUGCCUAUGGCUCGGCGGGAGCGAACGCAUCGUCGUGGCAAACUAUGCACUUUUCGAAGAACUGUGCGACGAAACUCGCUUUCUCAAAACGGCGGGACAGGCACUGGAAGGACUCAAUGAGCUACGCAACACCGGGGCGAGAGGCAUGUUCACUUCUCCAAGCGAGAAAGACCCGGAUUGGGGACAGGCGCAUAGGAUCUUGAUGCCGGCAUUUGGGCCUUUGGCCAUACGGGAUAUGUUUGAUGAGAUGCACGAUAUCGCUAGUCAGCUUGCGCUGAAGUGGGCGCGUCUUGGCUCUGAAUAUAAGAUCCCAGUGACCGAAGACUUUACGCGUCUAACCUUAGAUACUAUCGCCAUAUGUGCAAUGGACUACCGGUUCAAUUCCUUCUACCAAGAUGAGAUGCAUCCCUUCGUGCAAGCCAUGAUAGGUGUGCUGUCCGAGGGCGCCUCACGACUGAAAACGCCAAAGUUGGUGCAAAAGUUCAUGUACAGGAGGAACGAGCAGUUGAGAAUCGACUCCAAGUACCAGAUGGACGUCGCAAUAGAUCUGGUGAAGAGGAGGCGAGAGCAUCCGUCCGAGAAGAAGGACCUUCUCAACGCGAUGAUCCAUGGCAAAGAUCCAAAAACUGGAGAAGGGAUGCGCGAUGACUUGAUUGCCGCGAACAUGAUCACAUUCCUGGUUGCUGGACAUGAGACUACGUCAGGCCUACUCUCGUUCGCGUUCUACUACCUACUCAAGAACCCUGCGACAUACUUCAAAGCUCAACGAGAAGUUGACAAUGUGGUCGGCCAAGGUAAAGUCACAGUCGACCACAUGAAGCAGUUACACUACAUCGAGGCUGUUCUGCGGGAAACGCUUCGGCUUGAACCUACAGCGCCUGCCUUCGUUAGAGGACCGCGACCCGAGAAUACGGACCCAUUUCCUACCAUAGGAGGUGGAAAGUACGCAUUGAAGAAAGAUUCGCAGGUUAUGUGUUUGCUUGGCAAGAUACAGCGCGAUCCCGCCGUUUAUGGAGAGGAUGCGAACGAGUUCCGACCGGAGAGGAUGCUAGAUGAGCAUUUCAAUAGACUGCCAAAGCAUGCAUGGAAGCCAUUCGGAACUGGGAUGCGUGGCUGCAUCGGACGACCAUUUGCCUGGCAGGAAGCGCUUCUGGUCAUGGCUAUCCUGCUUCAAAACUUCGACUUCAGGCUGGACGAUCCACGAUAUGACUUGAAAGUCAAGUCCGCAUUGACAGUGAAGCCGGACGGACUGUUUAUCAGGUCUUCGAUGAGAGCUGGAAUCACAGCUUCCGGACUGCAAGAGCGACUAUCGGGCUCAUCAGACGGAUCAAAACCUUCGCCUUCCCCUGACGACAUAUCUAAGUCUUUGAGAGGGAUGCAUGUCAGUGCUUGUUCGAGACGGAAGAUGACCAUCCUUUACGGUUCCAAUACCGGGACGUGUCAAGCAUUUGCGCAGAAGCUCGCCUCUGAUGCCCAUGCGCGCGGUUUCGAUGCCAAAGUAGCCGACAUGGACUCCGGCGUCAAUUCUCUGCCAAGUAGUGAGCCAGUGGUGAUCAUUACAGCGUCUUACGAAGGCCUAGCUCCUGACAACGCUACUCAAUUCGUGAGCUGGCUGGAGUUUCUGGAUGAUGUAUCAGCAUUAAGCGGUGUCCAAUACUCUGUCUUUGGUUGCGGCCACAAAGACUGGAGCUCCACAUUCCACCGGAUACCCAAGCUGGUUGAUUCAGAACUAGAAAAGUUAGGUGCAACAAGAAUAGCUGAGCGUGGGUCAUCCGAUGCUUCUCAAGGAGAUAUGUUCACCGACUUCGAAACUUGGGAAGAGAACACCUUCUGGCCUGCGGUCACUGCCAAUUUUGGCGCUGCUCCCGCAUCUGCGCAACCUAUAAGAAAAGGUCUCGACAUAGAGAUAUCAACAUGUGCCCGCGCAGUACAGCUGCAGCAGAACGUGAAGAACGGCAGCGUACUCAAAGCGUGGGUAUUGACAGCCCCGGGGGAAUCCGAGAAGCGCCACCUCGAUAUCAAGCUUCCGGAAGGGAUGACGUACAGCACUGGUGACUACCUUACUGUGCUGCCAUUGAACCCCGAUGCUAGUGUUCACCGGGUACUCAAAAGAUUCUCGAUUCCUGGAGAUGCAGUGAUAACCAUCAAGGACGGUGGUCCGGUUACAUUGCCUACAGACAAACCUGUUUCUGCGUACGAUCUUCUGAAGGGCUUUGUUGAGCUCUUACAGCCUGCCACGAAGAAGGAUCUACAAAUAUGCAUCGAGCAGACAACAGACCCACAAGCCAUCAAAAGUCUCGACAUGCUCCACACAUCCCUCUAUCAUGCAGAAGUACUAGCGAAGCGCAUCUCCCUUCUCGACCUUUUGGAGGCUCAUCCUGCGAUUUCUCUUCCAUUUGCCACCUUCCUUUCGCAGAUGCCUCCGAUGCGCUCGCGACACUACUCCAUCUCUUCGUCUCCUCUACGGGACCCUUCUGUCUGCAGCAUAACGUAUGGUGUUCUCAACACCACUUCGCUAGCCGGAACGUCACAUUUUCAAGGCGUGGCAGGCACCUACCUCUCCUCUUUGGGGCCAGGCGACGCUAUCCAAAUCAAUGUUCGACCUGCGCCACCAGCAUUCCACCUGCCGGCAAGCCCGACGAUCCCGAUUUUGAUGUUCUGUAAUGGGACAGGCUUAGCACCAUUCCGCGGAUUCAUACAGGAGCGCGCAACCAUGCUCUCGGCAAAUCCAGAUGCACGUCUCGCGCCUGCACUGUUGUUCAUCGGGUGUCGGUCUCCGACAACAGACGCGUUGUACUAUUCUGAGUUCGCCCAGUGGGCAAAGAUGGGCGCUGUAGACGUGCGAUACGCAUACAGUCGUGAGUGGGGACACACCGACGCCCAGGGUUGUAAGUAUGUUCAAGACCGCAUGUGGAAGGACAGUAAUGAUGUGAGUGAGAUGUGGAGGGCUGGUGCGAAAGUGUUUCUUUGUGGCGGUCCAGGAAUGGUAGAAGGUAUCAAAGUGAGUGCAAAACGAAUCGUGGAGAACAGCAUGGGCAGUGUAGAUGAUGAGGAGGUGGAGAACUGGUUCAAGGGACUUAGGAACGAGAGGAUCGUGGUGGACGUCUUUGCUUGAGAGGUAUGGUCAAUGGCGAUUUUCUCCCUGAAUGAUUGUCUCGCCAGCUUGAGCGUGCACACCACCUGCCUGAAUCGCUCUACAAGAUGGCGGACGUAAACAUGAACACGUCAGAUCCUUCAAAUUUGGAUCAAACACGACGUCAACGCAACGUACAUUCUCUACUAAUUGUGGAAUCGACAGCAU